CUCAUCCUGUUAAUCCAGUUUGUGCAACAGGCUGUGUUUGGCAAAUAUGGCAACGCCAGAAUAGACACCACUGGGAUACUGUGGACGUUUGUUUUUGCAUGCUACUCUUUAUAUGCUGUAUUUCACAUUCGAGAUGGCAGAAGAGAUAUUGCUGAUCGCGGGUGUUGUGAUUGCGGUGCUGAUGAUAUUUCGUAUGUAUAUAUGUGGAGAGCGAUGCAAAAGUAAGACAAAACUGCAUGGCAAAACGGUCAUCGUUACAGGUAGUAACACGGGCAUCGGUAGAGCCACAGCGGUGGAUUUAGCGCGGAGAGGCGCUAGAGUCAUUCUGGCCUGUCGUAACCAAGUAUGCGGAGAGACUGCUGUUGCUCUGGUGCAAAGAGAGAGUGGAAGUAAAAAUGUGGUGUUCAUGCAGCUGGAUUUGGCCAGUUUGAAAUCAGUACGCUCCUUUGCAGAAACUUUCCUUAAGACAGAGAGAAGAUUGGAUAUUCUCAUCAACAAUGCAGGAGUUUAUAUGCAGGGCACUACUGAAGAUGGUCUUGGUCUUAUGUUUGGCGUCAACCACAUUGGUCACUUCCUUCUGACUAACCUGUUGUUGGACAAACUCAAAGAGUGUGCGCCAAGCCGCAUCGUCACCGUAUCUUCAUAUUUACAUAAUUUUGGUAACCUUGACUUUGACAUUCUUCGCACUCACAAGGAGUUUGGUGUAGGUGAGUCUCCUGCGAGUCUCUUCUGGAUAUAUUCACACAGCAAACUAUGCAAUGUGCUCUUCACACAUGAGCUGGCAAAGAAGCUACAAGGAACCAACGUGACCUGUUACAGCCUCCACCCAGGUGCUAUAAACUCUGAUCUCUACCGUAAUAUGAAUAAAAUGACUAGGAGGUUAUUGAAACCCAUCGCAGCUCUGUUCUUUAAGGAUGUAGAGGCCGGUGCCCAGACAACUCUACAUUGUGCUGUUCAGGAGGGCAUUGAAUCCCUGAGUGGCAGGUAUUUCUCCAACUGUGCUGUGCAGAAAGUGAAGGCCAAGGCUCAGGAUGAUGCUGUGGCCAAAAAACUGUGGGAAGUGAGUGAAACAUUAUGCGGCCUGUCCUGAAUCCACUCGAAUACUACAGCUGCUCAAGCGCAAAGAAAAUGGCGGACAGUAUACAACUGGCUGAGGGCUGAAAAAUAUAAGAUGGGACAGUCCGUCAGCGGUCGUUUCCAUUGCAGUUUUGUGAAAUAUUCUUUUUUUUUAAUUGCCUGGGAUCAAUUGGGAGUUUUUGCUAAAUUGAUGCGUUUACAUAGGCGUAUUUUCGAUUUGCACAAUUUGAAGAGUAAUGGAAACGCAGCUUGUGUCCACACACGGCUACACAAUAUGCAAACACCAUUUAACAGUGAAUUUUGCAUUCAAUGUCCCGUUUAAAGUUAAACUUGACAUAAUUGUUUACACUUGUGAUUUUCACUUGAAAUAAAGUUUUAUUCACACUGACUCUGCUGCACAGACUUUUGUAAUAUGUUUGUAAAAUUGUAAGCAGCCACUUUCUGUCCAUUUAUCACUUUGCUGCUUUGGGUUUGUUGAUUUGGGUUUGUUUUGUCUUUGUAGGGCAGGGUUUUGUUUUUGUAGCAUAUGGCCAGUUUUAAGAUUUUAUUGCAAGUGAUGAAAGUUAGUUUUUCUUAUAAGAUGAAGUAACCUGUUUGUUCCAGA
Messenger RNA from Labeo rohita (rohu), 1681 nucleotides. It is a transcript of the gene dhrs13b.1, whose product is annotated as dehydrogenase/reductase (SDR family) member 13b.1. Bases 113 to 1090 code for a protein of 325 amino acids. The transcript has 5 exons. NCBI's taxonomy places the organism in Eukaryota, Metazoa, Chordata, Actinopteri, Cypriniformes, Cyprinidae. The record is from RefSeq and is a predicted model, not a curated record.